Saxophila tyrrhenica is the source of this 2037-nucleotide messenger RNA. It is a transcript of the gene YBP1, whose product is annotated as YAP1-binding protein 1. The transcript has 2 exons. Gene Ontology annotation, biological process: cellular response to oxidative stress. Gene Ontology annotation, cellular component: cytoplasm. Lineage: Eukaryota; Fungi; Ascomycota; Dothideomycetes; Mycosphaerellales; Extremaceae. The record is from RefSeq and is a predicted model, not a curated record. Bases 1 to 2037 code for a protein of 678 amino acids.
AUGGCGGACGAGGAGUCGCCUCUCAUCAAGGCUUUGCCACCGGAGUCGGACUACUACACCUACCUCACCAUUGUGGAAUACAACCUUUCACCAGAGAGUCUACCAGUCCUACAUAGGGUGCUACAGGAUGAGAACCUGACCACGAACAUCGGCUGGGACCUGGUCCACCUGCUGGUACCAUACUUGCCGGAAUCAGAAGGCUGUCUGCACACCAUUGCACGGCUUGGCAACCCACGAGAAGUCAUUCUGAAGGUUACCGAGAGCCUGCGGCUGAUCGAGUACGACAAGUCAGAUGACGAAGACGAGGUCGACGAGUCCACGGAGCCGGGAGCAACAGAUGUUCGCGUUCGGGCAGACUCUUCCACCUACCCGCUCAAGACUGCAGCAGUACCAGAAGGCGAGGAGCAGCCUGGUAGAAGCACCUCGCAAGCAGUCGAAGUCCCUCCCCCGCCUCCUCUGGCCGUGAACAAGUUUGUAUCGCUGCUGUCGAUGUUAUCAACUCUUCACCGCCGGAUCAAAACGAAGAACCCGAGUCGCUUUCUUAGCACUACUUUGCAAGCUAUUCUGGCCAGCUUCUCCAAUUCUUCUUCGCAUCGGGAGGAAAUGGUCAGAGCCAUCGUCACUACCGUCAAAGCAGUUUCUGGGACAAAGCGGCCGACUUUACCCAACAGGCAGGGUAGCGGGAUGCUGAGCUCUGAGAUGCUGCAGAAGUCAAGCGAUGUACAGGCAGGAGACCCGGAGGCCUCAAGUACUCCUGACCUUGAUAAAGAGGACUCGGCCAUUCAGAAGAGACUACUGCAAAGCUUUCUCACUCAUGUCAUGGAAGAGUAUAUGCUCAAUCUGCCUUCGACUGCAGACGAUGUACCCGGCAUGGCGUGGUGCAGCCGAACGAUGGAGAAGUUGCAACCGGAGAGAAAGAUCCCACAAACGCAGACUUUCGCAGAUCGCUUCGCCAAUGAAGAGCAGCUGAACAGGCGCAUAGAUGCUGUUGGACAGCUUGUCACGCUCGCGCAAGACUUGAAGCUCACCGAUGAAGAGUUGUUGUCUGCUGCCAUCGUCGUUGAAAAGAUGCCUGACCGCGACGAAGAGGAUGAAGAUGACCCGCCUGAGACAGCAGACGACAUCCCGCUUAGUCGGCUGGGGUCGCUGAUGCUGUACGUGGCGCGACAAGCUUCUGAGGUCCUUUACGAUAUCCCGAGAAGCGCGGCGGAACCCCCUUUUGCAAUCUUCCCGGACCACCAGGAGCUUCUGAGACAUUGCCUGUCUGCGCCGAAUAAGGGCAACGGUACGCUUGGGACCGAACCAGAAGGUCUCAUCGAUGCUACGCUCGCUCUAGGCUUGCUGGCGCUUGAACGGGAUUCGAUCGGCGAGCCUUCUUCGGAUGAGGAUUUUACUGCAUACCUACAGUCAAUCUCGCUCUUGUCUUCCAACUGCCCUUCGCCCAACCUCAGAGGACACGCACAUUAUCUUGCCUCGACGAUACUCCGCUCGCAUCCGGACGAUCAAGACACUCUCGAGCAUUGUCCGUUUGAGAAUCUGAAAGUCAGCGCAGUAGGCUGGAUCAAGGGCGAAACGAUCGAAGCGAAUCCACCAACUUCAGGUCACAGCCAUGGUGCCCAGCCCGAAUCAGCCACCGGCGACAAGUCAGUCUUCGCCAAACCGCUAGCGCUUGACACCCUCUCACCCCACCUCUUCCCAUCUCUUCACGCCGACCUACUGACCAGCCCUAUCCCCGACGCCUGGCUCACGUUCCGCGCCAACAUCUCCUUCUACCUGGCCUCGCUGAACUUCCUCUACCUGCUCCUCUGCGCCAAGCAUCUGCAUGAGAACCUUCUGGUGCAAGACCUCUGGACGAACAACGACGUUGCUGGCAGCUUCUUGCAGCCGCUACGGGAAGGCAGCGAGCGGUUCAAGGGGGAGAUGAAGGGGGGUGGGCAGUUGAGUGAGGAGAGGAGUGAUGAAGUGCUGGCGGAGAUGAAUGUGCUGGAGAAUGCGCUGGAGAGGGUGGAGGGGGUGGUGAGGUUUUUGAAUGAGUGA